CUCGCGAGGCAGAUGGAGGCAGAGGUUGACCGCUCGCUGAAAUCCAUCAGCUGUUUCACGCUUUCAAUGCCAGCGCGAGCACGCUGGAAACGAGUAGGUCGUUGUGUUCUUUGCUUUCAUUUUCAUUGCCUAUAGAAUGAAAAUCCUUUGUGUUAUCUGUCAAGACCUAUUAUCAUCGUCCGAAGACACCAUUUUCACUUGUUGCGGACAUGUAUUUCAUCACCGUUGUCUGUUACAGUGGCUCGAAAGAUCAAAGACCUGUCCGCAAUGUCGUAACAAAGUGACGGUAGAUAAAAUCCAUAAGGCUCAUUUUACAGUUUCAAAUACCGAGAUUGCCACGGAUAAUACAGACAAUUUAACCCUGCAAGGGAGAAUAGACAGUUUGAAAUUUCAAAUUUUACUGAAUGAAAAGAAUAUCAAGCAUUAUACUUCAAAAAAUAUAAUUCUGGAGAAACAGAAUUCUGGCCUUAGACAGGAAGUACGAAAAGUAGAAAGCGAAAUUAAACAGAAAAACUCAAUUAUCUAUGCUUUAAAAGAACAGAUAAACUUUUUCAAAGAGAAUUAUCAAGAGUGUGAUGUUCUCAAACAGAAGCUGUCUCAGAAAGAAAAAGAGGUGGAGCAAUUCCGAGAUAUGCAUAGAACAUUGUCAACAAGUACACUUGAGGAUGUCCAGAAACUGGUCAAAAAAACAACUGAUCAUAAUAUUUUAAUUAAUUAUAUUUCCAUGAUGAAAAAGAUAAUGUUAAAGAAAACAAAAAAAAUAGAAAAUCUUAAAGGUCAGCUUAUGAGGCAUCAGCAGUCCUUAGAAGAAAAAAAUAUGGAGAUGCAUUUUGCAUUUUGCAAAAGUGAAAAUUUAGCUCUACAACAGCGAGUUAAAGAACUAGAAAAAUUGCUUACAUUAAAUCAAAACUAUGUUCCUAAAUCUAGCAAUCGACGAAGCUACAAUGAAAACUCUUUGAUAAAGACAAAUAUUUAUAAUCAGCAAAUUAACACAAAACGGGAAACUACAAAUCCAAAUAAUUCGUCGACUUCAGAGGCAGAAGUUGAAAUCAUUAUUGAUACAAACCAGGAAAACUCUAUGUCUAAUUCUACACUCAACGAAUGUCCAACUGAUAAAAAAAAAGUGAGAUUAUGUUUGCAAUCAGGUAACAGUAGCGAGAAGACAAAUUAUGUGAUUAAGGACAAUGUUAAGAAUACCGCAGCGAUAAGUUUACAAUUAAAUGUUAAAACUUCAAUAAAAAAAAAAUAAAAUAUCUUUCAUGGUGUGCUAUCAUCCUUAAAUUAAGCGUUUUUAUAUA
Molecule: messenger RNA, 1298 nt
Organism: Cyphomyrmex costatus
Lineage: Eukaryota; Metazoa; Arthropoda; Insecta; Hymenoptera; Formicidae
Product: E3 ubiquitin-protein ligase TRAIP
Exons: 6
Coding region: 137-1249 (370 amino acids)
Biological process (GO): protein ubiquitination; replication fork processing
Cellular component (GO): site of DNA damage; nucleus
Molecular function (GO): zinc ion binding; ubiquitin protein ligase activity
Source: RefSeq, a predicted model, not a curated record